This is a messenger RNA of Nelumbo nucifera (sacred lotus), 2477 nucleotides long. RefSeq lists its product as uncharacterized. Gene Ontology annotation, molecular function: transcription cis-regulatory region binding; DNA-binding transcription factor activity. NCBI's taxonomy places the organism in Eukaryota, Viridiplantae, Streptophyta, Magnoliopsida, Proteales, Nelumbonaceae. Gene Ontology annotation, cellular component: nucleus. Gene Ontology annotation, biological process: regulation of DNA-templated transcription. The record is from RefSeq and is a predicted model, not a curated record.
GCCGCGAAAGACCCAAAACAUUCUCCAAUUUUCAACGGAAUAAGAUAAAACGACAAAUUAGGCAAUCAAAAAAUGAGAAGCCGAGAGAGAAAUCACAGCAACGGAAUAAGAGGCAAGCACCGAAGAUCGUCCCAUACAUUCAUACAAGGAGAGAGAGAGAGAGAGAGAGAGAGAGAGGAAUUUGAAGGAAGAAGGAAAGCUAAAUGGUUGGGGUUGGUCCUAUCCUAUGGUAACCGAUGCUCGCGAUUCAUCGUCACCGCCUUAAUUAUCCACUUUACUUAAUUUGGAAGAGACGGAACUUCCGAUGAAGAUCUCUCUCUCUCUCUCUGCAUCUGCAUGGUGACUCCUAGUCUCAUCAGUCGUCUAUCAUGUCUUUGAUUCUCCUUUCUCCUCCUUUAUAGAACAAGCCCAAAUUCUUUCUUCCAUUAGCCCAGAUCUUCAUCUUCCCACUUAACCAGCUGCUUCAUUCCACCUUGCUCUUUUUUCCUUAAUUUCGUGUUCUUUCCAUUUCCUCUAAUGGCUGAUCAAAACCACUGGGGCAAUUACUAUCCAUACGACCAUCCAUCUGGGGUCCGUGAAUCAUCAUCGUCGUCGUCGUCGUCGUCGUCGUCGUCAACAUCGGAGGAGGAGAGAUCGAUUUCCGGUGAUGGAAUGUCCGUGAAUAAAUCCGGGAUAAAGAUCAAGCUCACGGUUGGAGAUCAGAGCGUCCACCGUCAAAAUUCUUCACCACCACUAGGUCUAGCAUCAAAAGAAGAUCGUAUAUGCAAGGUCUGCAACAAGGGAUUUAGCUCCGGACGAGCUCUAGGAGGUCACAUGAGAGUCCAUGGUCAGGCACAAGUCCAGGCGGACGAUCCUGCCAGAACCAAUAAUCAACCCCACUUCUCUAAGCUCAAACCUCACGAGUCCAUUAACAAGGAUCAACUAAGCUAUUGUUCUAAUGGCGCAACAGCCGAUCCAAUGACCAAAACAACCUGUUCCAUCUGUGGAAAGCACUUUCCCUCCAUGAAGUCCUUGUUCGGUCACAUGAGAUGCCACCCCGAAAGACAAUGGCGUGGUAUUCGUCCUCCCCCUUCAACAACCACAGCACCCAAGAACAGCUCGUCCUCCACUGUGUCCGAUGCCCUACCUCCUCCGAAGAUGGAUGAUCAGGCCGAUUCCGCUACUACGUCAGGUAGAACUACUUCAACUCUCGAUCUCUGCCAGCUUUUUCCGAACUGGUCCGUCACUGCAAAGCGUGGUCGCAAGAGUCUUGCUUCUACUGUUGCUGCUGCUCCAGUUCCCGAGGCCGUCUAUGGUCUACUGUCUCUUUCGAUCAAGCGAAACCGCAGCGAACAAGCUGAGGCUGAGGCUGCGGACGCAACAGAUUUACCUCCGUCGACGAAGGGCAAAACCCAUAGGCCAGCGAUGAACGUGGACGCGAGAAGGGUUUACAGAGACGCGGCUGACGAAGAAGAGGAGGACCCGGAUGCCAAGAGCUUCAGUUACAUGUCUGAGAUCUACAAGAAUAAGAAGAAUAAUCUUAGUAUGAUCAAAAAGAAGAAAAUCAAGCUCGUAGACUUGGGAGCUGUUCAGGGUGGCAAUCCGAUCAAUUACAAGGAGGCACAAGAAAGGGUCCUCCUUGAAGGAUACAAGUGCACCACAUGCAACAAAUCCUUCUCUACUCCCCAAGCUUUGGGUGGUCACAGAUCCAACUAUAAAGUAGGCAAGAUCUGCCUCCCUAUCCCCACCAUCUUAGACCCGGAAGAAUCAUCUGGGUUUGCUGCAGAAAGCACCGCAGAUGAAGAACAACAUCGGCAGCAACCCGUGUUCGUGGUUCCGGUCAAUCCGUCGACUAAAGUUUGCAGUUCAUUGGAAUUCCGUCCGACGGGAGUGAGAGCCAUACAUCGAUGCAAGACUUGUGACAAGACGUUUUCCACUGGUCAGGCUCUUGAGGGGCAUCAGAGGUGUCACUCAGCGGCGACGGAGGCGGGCACAGUCGUGGAAGCUGCAUCGAACUCAGUGGCAUAUGUACAGGAAGAAGAAGACGAUAGUAAUAGAAUGGAAACUCGUAGGGUGUUGGAUUUCGACCUUAAUGAGCUGCCGGCGGUGGACGAAGAAGUUGUUCUGGAGUCUGUUCAUAGUCUGUAAAAGGGAGCCCCAGACCCAGUCGUCUGCUUGUGCUUUGGUAAUGGAAUCACGUUCUACUGCUUGUGAUUUUGAAUCUUUGUUGGUCAUGUCAUUUAGUUAGCUGAGCUGAUGAGCUCAGGUUGUUGUCACUCCAUCCAGUGGCGAUUGAAUUGAUGCAACAGUAUUUUUUUAUUCCCCUCCCUGAUGGGUUAUGCCCCUUUUUUCUUUCUUGACUAGACUAGACUUUUAGUUUGUGUUGUUCAUGUAAAUAUGCACUCUCUUUACUCUCAACAGCUGAAUGAAGACAAUGUACAGAAACAGAAGUGUGUUCAUUACUGUGUAGUGUGUUCAUACUCAAUCCACCAACCUUU